UGAAGAGUGUUUCCUGUUUUACCGAGACGGUAACGUUAGAAAUUGAAAAUAAUGGUUAAUUUACAUUUUCCAGCAACUCUGACCGAAGAAGAGGAACAGCUCAAACUAAAAUAUGCGAAACUCAAGAAAAAGAAAAAGGCUUUACAGCAGAUGAAAACCGCCAAACCAGAGCCCCAGGUUGUGAAAGAAAAAGAAGCAGCCAAGAGACCACAUGAGUCAGCUGGUGAUGCUAUGAUUCAAGCAAAGAAACUUGUCCAGAAAGGGUUGAUAAAAAUAGAAUCUGAUACCAGAGAGAAAACAGGCUUCAAAAGGUCAAAAUACUUAGAGAAGAAACUGAAGGAUCCGGAGAAAACUCCUUCUUCAUCAGUUAGCUUCCAGCCUUUCUCAGCAGCAGCUCAACACUCUGAGGAUGAUGAAAAACCAGAGACUUCAACCGCCCGUCCUAAAGUAAAAGGGUUGUAUGAGAGUUUUGUCAGCACCGGAAACAGGUAUGAGAGGGAACGAGAACGUGACCCUGAGCGUGAGCGGCGAGAGUCGCGGGAUGACCGGCGUGACGAGAGGCGGGACCGGGAGAGGGAGCCGCCCAAGAAGGGCCGGACAAUCUAUAUCCACGGCCAUGGCAUCAGUGAAGAGUUGCUGAGGAAGGCUGGAUCAAACUUUGGCAAUGUUGUAAAUAUCACCAUGGAAACAGACAGGAAUUGUGGGUUUGUGACGUUUGAGAAGCUGGAGUCUGCAGACCAGGCCAUCACUGAGAUGAAUGGCAGUAUGAUUGACAACGUGCAGCUCAAAGUGUCCAUGGCCAGACGACAACCUACAUUUGAGAACGUCACAGAUCAGACAGGGCCUGGCUGGUCUACGAUAGCUGCAAGCAAUUCUCAGAAGGGAUCUGGCCACAAAGACAAACGGAAUAUGGUUGUCUACAAUGAAGAUAUAUUCUGAUCAUAAAACUGAUGCGGAAAGUUUGAGUGUCCGAAACUGAUGUAUCUCACCGAUGGAAGACAGUGCGCCAUGUACUGCCACAGCUUCAGCAGAUUGUGUGGGAAGGAUCUGUCAGUUGGUUGAUUGUGUGGGCAGGAUCUGUCAGUUGGUUGAUUGUGUGGGCUGGAUCUGUCAGUUGGUUGUGUGGGCAGGAUCUGUCAGUUGGUUGAUUGUGUGGGCAGGAUCUGUCAGUUGGUUGAUUGUGUGGGCAGGAUCUGUCAGUUGGUUGAUUGUGUGGGCAGGAUCUGUCAGUUGGUUGAUUGUGUGGGCAGGAUCUGUCAGUUGGUUGUGUGGGCAGGAUCUCUCAGUUGGUUGAUUGUGUCAACAGGAUCAGUCAGUUGGUUUAUGUAUCCUGCUCUGAUGGAACGGGAAGGCGAUCAUGCUAUCAACCACUGGUUUGCCUGGCUAAAUCUCAUUAUUUACAUGCUGCAAUGAUAUAGCUGACAUUGUGUUGCUGAAAGCGUAAAACAAGCAAUUCUACAGCUGGACAAAAUGUUAUUUCUCAUUGUUGUUUUCAGUGGGAAAUUUGAAUUAGAAUUGGACCCUAGCAACCUAUGCUUGUCAUAAGAGGCGACUAUGUGGAUUUGGUGCUAAUGCUCUGGCUUGGUUGAUGGAUUGGGGUGUUGCUCCUAAUAUCAAUCACCGGUUUGUCUUGUCCAGACUCACUUCUUUACAGGCCACAGUCAUAUAGCUGGAAUAUUGCGGAGUGUAGUGUUGCACAACAAUGUAGUCCAUGCAAGAUGUCCAUAUAUGAAGGUUGUGUUUACUGUCUGACCAUGCUGACAGGUGCAGAUGAAUCGAAGUGAAUUAUACUACUCACCAUUUGUUAAGGACACAAGCUGUUUCAUACUGUGAUGUUACGCUAAUACAAUUGAAUUUAACUUUGUAUUAACUUGAAAUGAAGCUGCAAAUUUAUAUACUAUUUGUAAGACACCAUAUUCAAGCAAUCGGUCUCAUUCAGACUCUACCUGGAUAUUCCCAAUCCCUAUCAAAACUUGAAUAGUAUAUAUAAGCUGAAGUUGUUCCAUGUCUUGAAUGUGACUCUCUGACAUCGUUACCUGGGAAUGUUUCAGCUACAGUUGAGAUUCAUACCAUCCCGUGAAGAUCCCGGUAGAAUAGGUCUUCAGCAACCCAUGCUUGCCAUAAAAGGGGACUAUGCUUGUCGUAAAAGGCGACUAACGGGAUGGGGUGGUCAGGCUCGCUGUCUUGGUUGAUGCAUGUCAUCAUAUCCCAAUUGAGUGGAUCGAUGCUCAUGAUGUCAAUCACUGGAUAGCCUGGUUCAGACUUGUUUACUUUCAGAUCGCCAUCAUAUAGCUGGAAUAUUGCUGAGUGCGGUGUUAAACAACAAACCAACCAACUAAUCAUACCAGCCAUCUCAAAUAUGCAUCAUCCGGUGCCAUCUGGGGAAUGACAGCUAUAUGCUCAGCCGUUAUUGUGCAGUGUUUGAAUAAACAAAACUACAAUUCA
Messenger RNA from Haliotis rufescens (red abalone), 2445 nucleotides. RefSeq names its product negative elongation factor E-like. Bases 52 to 939 code for a protein of 295 amino acids. The transcript is spliced from 10 exons. Gene Ontology annotation, biological process: negative regulation of transcription elongation by RNA polymerase II. NCBI's taxonomy places the organism in Eukaryota, Metazoa, Mollusca, Gastropoda, Lepetellida, Haliotidae. Gene Ontology annotation, cellular component: NELF complex. The record is from RefSeq and is a predicted model, not a curated record. Gene Ontology annotation, molecular function: RNA binding.